This is a messenger RNA of Myotis brandtii (Brandt's bat), 1338 nucleotides long. It is a transcript of the gene BAMBI, whose product is annotated as BMP and activin membrane-bound inhibitor. The transcript is spliced from 2 exons. NCBI's taxonomy places the organism in Eukaryota, Metazoa, Chordata, Mammalia, Chiroptera, Vespertilionidae. Gene Ontology annotation, molecular function: frizzled binding. Gene Ontology annotation, biological process: negative regulation of transforming growth factor beta receptor signaling pathway; positive regulation of canonical Wnt signaling pathway; transforming growth factor beta receptor signaling pathway. The record is from RefSeq and is a predicted model, not a curated record. Bases 311 to 967 code for a protein of 218 amino acids.
UACUUACUUAACGGAACCCUAAAUUGAACUUUGAUUCUCUGCUACUGGGGUUGAUACAUUUCUAAAAUUGUAUUUAACUGGGUUGAAAUUAAAGCACAGGCAUACACAAAGGGCUUUCCCAGUCUGCAUGGUCUACUGUUGUUGUAAGCACUCAGCUGAAUAUUCUAAAAGUGCCUUUGAGCUUGGGAUUUAGCAUUCACUUAAGCAGACGCAUGAUCUGGUCUCUGAAGCAGUUUGAUGCAAUUUCUCAUUGUUUUCAGGUGAAAUCAGAUGCUACUGUGAUGCUGCCCACUGUGUGGCAACUGGCUAUAUGUGUAAAUCUGAGUUGAGUGCCUGCUUCUCUAGGCUUCUUGAUCCUCAGAACACAAAUUCCCCACUCACCCAUGGCUGCCUGGACUCUCUCGCAAGCACAGCAGACAUCUGCCAAGCCAAACAGGCACAAAACCACUCUGGCACCGCCAUACCCACAUUGGAAUGCUGUCAUGAAGAUAUGUGCAAUUACCGAGGGCUGCAUGACGUUCUCUCUUCUCCCAAAGGAGAGGCCUCAGGACAAGGAAACCGGUAUCAGCAUGAUGGUAGCAGAAACCUCAUCACCAAAGUGCAGGAGCUGACUUCUUCCAAAGAGCUGUGGUUCCGGGCAGCGGUGAUUGCUGUUCCAAUUGCUGGAGGGCUGAUUUUAGUGUUGCUUAUUAUGUUGGCCUUGAGGAUGCUGCGAAGUGAAAACAAGAGACUGCGGGAUCAGCGGCAACAGAUGCUCUCCCGUUUGCACUACAGCUUUCACGGACACCAUUCCAAAAAGGGGCAGGUUGCAAAGUUGGACUUGGAAUGCAUGGUGCCAGUGAGUGGGCACGAGAACUGCUGUCUGACCUGUGACAAAAUGAGGCAAGCAGACCUCAGCAACGACAAGAUCCUCUCUCUCGUUCACUGGGGCAUGUAUAGUGGGCACGGGAAGCUGGAAUUCGUAUGACCGUGUCUUAUCUGAACUGAGCUUCUUGGACGCUUUGAAGGCCUUUGAGUUCCGCUGGACAGGAGCACUUUAUCUGAAGAAAAACAAACUCAUGUAAUCAACUUUGAGAGACAAAAUGACCUCUGCAAACAGAAUCUUGGAUGUUUCUUCUGAAGGAUUAUUUGCACAGACUUACAUACAGUCAAAUGUAUUUUUUGCUUUGAAAUUAUAAAAAGCAAAGAGAAGACUAUGUACACACUGUUACCAAGGUGAUUUGCAUCUGAGGGAGCUGGAAUGAGUACCUAAAUAAACUAAAAUGUGUUGUAUGUAAGCUCCUACAUCUUGAUUUAUUGUAAAGAUUUAAAAAUAUAUAUCUAUAUUUUUGUCUGAAA